AGCUUUAUCUUCAACCACUAACAAACUCGGCAGCUGAUUCUUCUGCAGUGAGUUUCUUUGAAAGAAAAUCAGUGAAAACAGAGAGUGACUUCCUUUGAUGUUCGAACUUUGAAGACAAAAAUAAAAAUGCUUCUCCAAACUACAAUCUCAUCUCGGCCUUUAUAUCAACGGCAUGCGUGCUUCUCAGCAACCCACCAGCUUCCUCUUUAUUACUCUUUCCUCGCAUCUGCCUCUCUCAACUUCACCCGCAAAAACCUCUUCUUCCAGGCCAUUGUUCGGUGCUAUCGUGAACCAGCUUUGAAAAACACAGGGGCAGGCAAUGGAGUGAAUGACACUAAAUUUCUCAACCUACAGAUGUUUCAAAAGGGAAUGGCAGCAAAAUCUUUUACGUCAUCACGCUUUGAUGAAUCCUUGAAGAAUCAUCGAGCUAUGGUUGAUGACUUAAAUGUGAAGAAGCCAUUGAGUGUGGUGUCUGCUUUCGCCUUUGGUCAAGCAUUGUGGUUGAUUUCUGCACAACUAGCAAACGCAAGUGAAAUUACUACCGGAGAUGCUGUUUACGAGGUUGGAGAGUUAUUUGAGUUAGGAAUCCAGCUAUCUUAUCUACUUUUACUAUUAGUUUUACUUGGGGUUGGAACCUUCUUUGUAAUCCGUCAAGUACUUGUACGGAGAGAACUUGACCUUUCUGCCAAAGAAUUGCAGGAGCAAGUCAGAAGUGGAGAUGCCAGUGCAACAGAGCUUUUUGAGCUAGGUGCCGUUAUGUUGAGAAGGAAAUUUUACCCAGCUGCAAAUAAGUUUUUGCUUCAGGCAAUCGAAAAAUGGGAUGGAGAUGAUCAAGAUCUUGCCCAGGUUUACAAUGCCCUUGGUGUCAGUUACGUUCGGGAUGGGAAGCUUGAGAAAGGAAUCAAUCAAUUUGAAACUGCUGUGAAGAUUCAACCAGGAUAUGUCACAGCUUGGAACAAUCUUGGCGAUGCAUACGAGAAGAAAAAAGACUACAAGUCUGCACUGAAAGCAUUUGAAGAAGUAUUGCUUUUCGAUCCUAAUAAUAAGAUAGCACGUCCAAGGCGAGACGCACUGAAGGAUCGUGUAGAAAUGUACAAAGGAGUUCCUAUCAAAUCAAAAGACAGAUGAUUUUGUGAGGUUGCUGCAUGUUUGGAUAUGAAUUUUGGACAAGUGACUAAAGGUUUGUUCAAACAAUUUAACACCCAGAAAAGGAAUUAUGACAGUUCUUUA
Molecule: messenger RNA, 1230 nt
Organism: Gossypium raimondii (Peruvian cotton)
Lineage: Eukaryota; Viridiplantae; Streptophyta; Magnoliopsida; Malvales; Malvaceae
Product: tetratricopeptide repeat domain-containing protein PYG7, chloroplastic
Exons: 6
Coding region: 127-1128 (333 amino acids)
Molecular function (GO): protein binding
Source: RefSeq, a predicted model, not a curated record